Messenger RNA from Patiria miniata (bat star), 426 nucleotides. RefSeq names its product extracellular serine proteinase-like. Lineage: Eukaryota; Metazoa; Echinodermata; Asteroidea; Valvatida; Asterinidae. The record is from RefSeq and is a predicted model, not a curated record. Gene Ontology annotation, biological process: proteolysis. The transcript has 4 exons. Gene Ontology annotation, molecular function: serine-type endopeptidase activity. Bases 1 to 327 code for a protein of 108 amino acids.
AUGACGACUACAAACGCGAUAACGGUGGGCGCCACUGAUAUUGAGGACCAGAGGGCGUCCUUCUCCAAUUACGGGAAGUGCGUUGACCUGUUUGCUCCCGGCGUGGACUUCCCCAGCUUGUGGAUGGGUGGAGACUUCGCAGUCAACACCAUCAGUGGAACCUCCAUGUCCUGUCCACACGUCAGUGGAGCUGCAGUGAUAGCCCGCAGCAACGAUCCAACGUUGGAAGCGGCUGAAGUGAAGGCUAAGAUUCUGAAGGACGCCACACCUGACGUAGUCAAGAAUCCUGGCCCAGAAUCUCCCAAUCUCAUGCUGUACAUCCCGUAGUUGACAGCACGAUCGCAAGACGGCAGCUUCUACUGCGGUAAUCAGAGUUAAUUUUAGAACAGACCAACAAAUAAAAGACAGAAUUACCACAUUGUAUUG